Ceraceosorus guamensis is the source of this 1847-nucleotide messenger RNA. RefSeq lists its product as hypothetical. The transcript has 2 exons. NCBI's taxonomy places the organism in Eukaryota, Fungi, Basidiomycota, Exobasidiomycetes, Ceraceosorales, Ceraceosoraceae. The record is from RefSeq and is a predicted model, not a curated record. Bases 190 to 1782 code for a protein of 530 amino acids.
CUCACGACUGCUGUGACUGCACCCUCGUCCUCAUUGCACUGCUCACCCAUUCACGAUUUUACGCAUCCUCGCCCAGCCGUCAUCCUGCCAAUCGAUUCCCAUUCACCUCGUUCGUGAGCGUCGCACUGGAUUCGUGCGAUCCACCAGCUCGGGGUUUCUGGACGCUUUUGAUGCGUGAAGGCGCACACGAUGGACACGCAGGCCGGAUUCUUCUACGAGCCUGGCGUGGUUGAAGCAGAUGCGGGACCAUCAACUUCUUCUCUCGCGCUCCAAUCAGCGUCUCAGCCUCCUCAGCGUCUCACAGCCACGCAGUCUGCGCGUUUGAGAAAUUGGCUCGAAGACUCACUUGGCGUCUUGCAUCGAGGUUGGCAAAGAAGGUUCGCCAAGAGCGGAGAGAAUAGGUUCGUCACGCUGGACCAGUAUCUCGAUCAAGCGCAAAGCAUCUUGAGCGUGCUGGCGCUCAUACCGCAACACUACGAAGGUGCGAGGAGGAGGGAGGAGGUCAAAGUCCCUUACUUGCUGAGAACUACCAGUGAGCUUGUCGAGGGAGUUGUUGGAUAUGACUUGCGGCCGUACAGGGAAGAGGAGGAGCAUACACCCACAUCGCUCAACUACAAGGACCCGGGAGACGCAGCGAACGCUCACGAUGGAGCAGGCCACUCAACGGCUCCACAAGUUGGCGGCACGCCGCUACCGAUGCAGUUUACCUACGUUCUCAGGACGUUCGCCCUGCUCGAUGCUCAAUGGGUCGCGCUUCUCGACGGCAAAGACCUAGACUACAAGUCGGCCCAGGCGCGCAGUACGCGCAACUAUCCGUAUUCUGGCGAUUUAUACGAGUUCAAGUCGUCCGAUGACACCCUUGAAAUGGGUGAGGAAUGGCACGCUUCUACACUCACGGGUCGACAUCCAAGAGCGAAUGCUACCGCAAGUCAUGGCGCAUCUCAGCGCGCGACAGGGAAUCUGGAAGGAAUCAGGGCACAGAGCGGAUCGGGCAGAGCGCUCUCACAGACGGACAGAGUGAGGCUGAGAAAUGUGGUCCUGGAUGCAAGGGCUAGAUUCAUGCGUUGGAUGAGGUUGGCUUUAGACGCAGAGAUGCUCGAUGUUGAGGAAGAGAACGCGCAAGAGGACGAAGUCGAGGAGAGCGAGCGGCGUGAUCAAACCGAAGUUGGACAUGCGAAAAGUGCAACUUCUGCUGCUGCUGAAGAGGUUCACGAAGCUGCCUGCGAUGAGCAGCCAAUGACUAACGCUGGCACGGAGGAUGAUGAGGAUGAGCUGGAUAUGGAAGAGGUUCUGCCUCAGUCGCGCACCGAGAGUAAAACCUUCUCAUUGGAUGAUGGCCCGCCGCCGAUCAUCGAUCGGUCUCAUGAACUCCGAGCGAUGGAUUCACUUCAAGAUACUUCUGUAGAAGGUAGACACUUCGCAGAUUUGUUUGCUCGAAAGCUUGAUCCUGAUGCGGAUGAGGAAGACUCGGAUAGCGAAAACGACGCCUCGCAUGCAAUUCGGUCGGAGACCAGCCAAGAAGAUCAAGGCAUUUCUUCGAGGCGCUCUCAUACAUCACCUGAAAAUACAUCUCAGACUGGUGGCGCUCCAAAGGUGGCAUCCGAGGCACCUCAGGAGCGAACAGGUGCGGAGCCGGCAGACACGGGCGUCUUGAUGUGGGAGAAAGCGUUCUCGCAUUUGAUGGCGGGAACGCUCAGAAGCUUGUCGGAAGGAAACGAAAGGCAGUUGGAGAGACUCGAAAGGGAGAGAAAUAGAGCUGCUGGAAGGCCAGAGGAUGAUUAAUGUAUUUGUACGAGCAAGUUGUGGUAGGGUCCGAAUACGGGUCUGAAUGAUUGUGUGUGUGCGGG